AUGUUACCAUGCAUUAACUGGCUGCAGCCUUUCCUUGCCUUGAUCUCCUCCACCUUGCUCACUCGAGGCCACAACUGUCCAUCCAGCUGUUUGUGUCCAGACCACCACACUGUGGACUGCAAAGGCCAAGGUCUAACUAGAGUUCCAGACUCCAUCCCUCUGGAUGUUCGUCGUCUCCUGCUCUCCAAUAACUGGAUUCCUUGGAUCCCCUCUGACUUUCUAGUCCUUUACAGUGACCUGGUCUACCUGGACCUGAGGAAUAACUCCCUCUCCCAGCUUGAGCCAGGGACUCUGAGCACAUCUUCUAGACUGGUCUUUUUGGACUUGGGGAGCAACAACCUGACAGAAAUCUCUUCUGAGACAUUUGGGGAAUCAAGGAGUCUGAUCAAACUACGACUGGGGAACAACCCCUACCUAACCAUGGUAGGCAUGGACGCUUUUACAGGGUUAACUUCUUUGAGGGAACUGGAGCUGGAGCGGAAUGGUCUCACGGUGCUGGAUGUAAGAGUCCUGGAACCCCUGCCCUCCCUCCGGAUGCUGCGUCUUGAGGGCAACCCCUGGCUUUGCAACUGCCACUUUUCCAAGCUGUUUGUAUGGCUGAAAGAGAACCGGCACAAGCUGCCAACAGGAAUGGAAGGGAUAGAGUGCUCCUUACCUCCGGAUGGACGUCGUGUUCCUCUCAGUUUACUCUCGGAGGACAGUUUCAGGGAGUGCCAGGGUACCCUCACCCUAACGGACUACCUCAUAGUCAUCUUUUCUGGGAUUUCAGUCUCCGUGGCAGCCAUCAUGGCCAGCUUCUUCCUUGCUUCCACAGUGCACUGCUUCCAGCGCCUGAGUAAAGGCAGCAAAGGAGAUGAGGAGGAGGGGAAUGACUGA
This is a messenger RNA of Stegastes partitus (bicolor damselfish), 876 nucleotides long. RefSeq names its product leucine rich repeat containing 38a (gene lrrc38a). Lineage: Eukaryota; Metazoa; Chordata; Actinopteri; Pomacentridae. Gene Ontology annotation, cellular component: voltage-gated potassium channel complex. The coding region runs from base 1 to 876 and encodes 291 amino acids. Gene Ontology annotation, molecular function: potassium channel activator activity; voltage-gated potassium channel activity; transmembrane transporter binding. The transcript is spliced from 2 exons. The record is from RefSeq and is a predicted model, not a curated record.